UAAGUAGCAUUCAAUUUAAACUUAGCCGAUUGUCCGUAGGGUUGGUCCUUAUUAUGCAGGGGGAAAUUAAGAAAAAUCAUCUAAUAGAACAUAAAUUAAACAAACUUUCCAAACGUGGGUCUGUUGUAGACUCACCUCCUCUCUGCCUACCAGCCUUUUCUUUUGACGUGAGAUAAGCAGAGAGGAACUGACCUCGCUGAGGAACUGCAUGGGUCUAUAGACCCACGUUUGGAAAUUCUGUUUAAUUAGAAGUUCCAUUAGAUGUUUUUUUCUCAGACUCCUCCUAUGCAUAUGGAUCAAGCCUACAGACAAUUGACAGAGUCUGAUGUCAUGUUUCAACCGUGUUGAAGAUGACAUUAAUGCCGGGAGUCCGGGGUCUGCUAGGCCUUCACAGAACGCCUGUACCAGCUUUUAGCCGCUUUGUCUCAUCUCCCGUCCACCUGACCUCAGUCUGUCUUCCCAGGGGGCUUUGCACCAUCACUCCAAAUGUCAGUCACUCGAAGCCUUCAGUGGGACCUGAGAAUGAGUCCUUGCUGGAGAGCUUGACCUUCAUGGGGGUAGACGUGAAGAUGGUGCGCCAGCGCCAACCGGGAGUGCUCCGCAAGGUCAUCACCAAUGAGCAAGGUCUGGCUCACUUCCUCCAUAGCAAAGGCGCCAGCCGCAAAGUGGUGGCCGGCAUCAUCUCCCGGUACCCACGCGCCAUCACUCGCUCGGGUGAGCACCUGGAGCAACGCUGGGCGAUGUGGCGGAGUGUCUUCAAGAGCGACAGCGAGAUCGUCAGCAUUCUGGACCGCUCGCCCGAGUCCUUCUUCCGCUCGAGCGACAACGACAACCUGGAGAAGAACAUCGUGUUCCUGGGCUCGCUGGGCCUCAACGCCAAGGACCUCCACCGCCUGCUGACCACAGCGCCGCGGACCUUCUCCAACAGUGUCGAGCUCAACCGCCAAAUGGUGGAGUUCCUGGAAGACGUGUGUGCCGAGUUGGGUGGAGAAGACCCUGGGCAGUUCGCCAAGGCGGUGAUUUCCCGAAACCUCUACAUCCUCAUCCGCAGCACCAAGAGGGUGAAGGCAAACAUUGACUUCAUCAAGGUGUCUUUCAAGAUGAGUGAUCUGGAGCUGCUGGCUCUGCUGCAGGGUGCCGGGGCAGAAAUCCUGGACCUGUCUAACGAGUACCUGAAGAGAAACCUCAAGAGGCUUCAGGAGAAGCUGGUGUCUCUCGGCUGUCGGAAAGUCGACGUCAAGAAACUGAUCGUCUGCUACCCCACUGUGCUGUUCAUCGGGCCGGAUACGCUGAGUUCCAAACUGGACUGUCUGUUAAAGGGAGGGAUCACUAUGAAGCAGAUACUGGAGAAACCUAAAGUCCUGGAGUACAGCACGCAGAACAUCACGGGGCGACUAGAGGAGCUGCAUAAGCUCCGGUAUGACUUUGAAAAGAACGGCAUCAACAUUCUGGACUCUAGCCGAAAACGGUUCGAUGCCAAGUUGGAAAGACUGGCUCUCUCGUCAGAGGAAUGAGUUGUAUCAACGUUUGGGUUAUGCUUAGAAUGAAUCAGACAACUUUUUGCACUAGAUUUUUUGCCAUUGCUACCUGAAGCAUGACCUCUACAUAUCACUGUCCUACUCCUAAACUAUAAGAUUUGAUUGUGCAUAGCUGUAAUAAGCAAGGUAUACGAUAGGUAAAAUCAAGUCAAUGAUAAAGAGGAUUGUGUCAGUAUCAGGAAACAUUUAUUUUAAUGGAAACCAAAAAGAGUAAGCCUAUGUAAUGUAGUGUCAUCAUAUUUGAUCCAUUAUUUGGAUUUUUACGAAAGCUAACGAACUGUGUAUUGUAGUACUGUGUCAAUGUAUUUCUCGUGAUUGGUUUUGAAGCACCUUAGUGAACUUCGAUGCCUUCAGUUCAAAGGAAACACCACCCUUACCAAUGGUUUUACAGAACUGUGAACUGCCAAGAGGCAUCAAGACACUGUUUUCAUUGUCCGAUUCUCAAACUUCUCUUUUGCCAGAUGAGUUGUCCGAUGAGAAAUCAAUCAAAACCCCUUCUUCCUGGCUUAUCUGCCUGAAUUAAUGAAUAUGAAAAAAUAAGGAUAUAUUUUACCGAACAAAAGGUUUGGAGAAGGUUAUUUGAAUAGCAUCACAAAAUAUGAUGCAUUAGGUUUACAGUAAGUAAUAGUUAUAUAUGUUCUCUCUUUGAUGCAAUUGUAUGCCAAUGAACGGUAAUAAAAUAUGACAGUUCAUACUUUAAUUAAACCUAUGGAUUCAAAAUGUCA
Coregonus clupeaformis (lake whitefish) is the source of this 2263-nucleotide messenger RNA. RefSeq names its product transcription termination factor 1, mitochondrial. Gene Ontology annotation, cellular component: mitochondrial matrix. The transcript has 2 exons. The coding region runs from base 351 to 1514 and encodes 387 amino acids. Gene Ontology annotation, biological process: regulation of DNA-templated transcription; termination of mitochondrial transcription. The record is from RefSeq and is a predicted model, not a curated record. Gene Ontology annotation, molecular function: double-stranded DNA binding. NCBI's taxonomy places the organism in Eukaryota, Metazoa, Chordata, Actinopteri, Salmoniformes, Salmonidae.